CUAACUGCACUCCCAUAUCGCCUGUGUAUUUUGUGUUGGGUGUGUGUGUGUUUGGAUACAAGAAGUGUGUGUGUGUGUUUUGAGCCCCUGCAAUAGAGAGGACUGAUACCUCCCCAGGAUGCAUCAGCUGCUAGCCGUGACCUCAGUGCUGGUGGCACUCUGCUCCCUAGGGAGAGUGGAUUCUUCAGCCUAUGACAAGAUAGUCACCCACAGUCGCAUCCGGGCCAGGAAAGAAGGACCCAAUGUGUGCGCUCUGCAGCAGGUCGAGGGGACUAAGAAGAAGUACUUCAGCACAUGUAGGAACUGGUACAAAGGCUCCAUCUGUGGAAAGAAGGCCAUGGUCCUAUAUGAAUGCUGUCCUGGGUACAUUAAGCUGGAGGGCACGAAAGGAUGUACUGCAGUGGCACCUAUUGACCAUGUCUAUGGUACGCUGGGGCUGGUAAAGGCUUCGACCACACAGCAAUACUCUGACGUGUCCAAACUGAAGGAGGAAAUUGAAGGCGAAGGCUCCUUCACUAUGUUUGCACCUAGCAACGAGGCCUGGGAUCAGGUGGAACCUAUUAUACGGGCGGCACUGGUGAACAACGUGAACAUCGAAUUGUACAACGCUCUUCACUACCACAUGGUUAACCGCCGACUUCUGACCAAAGACUUGAAGAACGGCAUGACUUUGAAUUCCAUGUACAACGACCUGGGGAUUUACAUCAACCACUACUCAAAUGGGAUCGUGACAGUAAACUGUGCCAGGAUCAUCCAUGGUAAUCAGGUGGCCACAAAUGGUGUGGUGCAUGUCAUUGAUCGGGUCAUCACCAGCGUGGGCAACAACAUCAAGGAAUACCUAGAUGUAACAGAGGAUCUCGCCUCCUUCAGAGAUGUGGUAGUGAACUCUGGCAUGUUCGACAAGCUGGGCGAGCCUGGACAAUUCACUCUCUUUGCUCCCACUGAUCAAGCCUUUGACAAAUUGGACCCAGGCUACUUGGAGCGUAUCAUGGGAGACAAGGAUGUUAUUGCAGCCCUGGUGAAAUACCACCUGUUGAGCUCUGUCCAGUGUUCUGAAGCAAUAAUGGCGGGGUCUGUGUUUGAGACCGAAGAGGGCAGCACCAUCGAAAUUGGGUGUGAUGGCGACAGUUUGACAGUCAAUGGAAUCAAGAUGGUGCUGAAGAAGGACAUAGUCACGACCAAUGGCGUCAUCCACUUAAUCGACCAGGUGCUCAUCCCUAACUCAGCCAAGGAAGGGUUGGAGCUGAUGGGGGACUCUCAGAGCACUUUCAGUAACAUGGUGUCCGAAUUGGGCUUAGCCUCUGCCUUGGGUUCGAAAACAGAGUACACACUCCUUGCUCCAGUCAACACUGCCUUCACUACUGAGGUGAUGUCAACGGACCAGAGCCUGUUGAAAUUCAUUUUGGAAAACCACAUCUUGAAGCUGAAAGUUACGCUGAGUGAGCUCUAUAACGGACAGAUGCUGGAAACACUGGCUGGCAGAAUGCUCAGAGUCUUCAUUUACCGCACUGCUGUGUGCAUUGAAAAUUCAUGUAUGGUGCGUGGCAGUAAAGAGGGAAGCCAUAGUGCCCUCCAUCUUAUGAAUUCCCUCAUCAAACCAGCUGACAAAACAAUCUACAAUCUCCUGAUUGCUGACGGACGGUUCAAGAUUUUCCUGGCGAUGAUGGAGACAGCAGAACUGACUGAUCUGCUAAAGGAGAAAGGCUCCCACACUAUUUUUGCACCAACUGAUGAUGCCUUUGAAGGUCUCAGUAAAGAGGACUUUGCUCUUCUGAAAAGUGAUCUGAAUGCGUUGAGGACCAUUCUCCUGUACCACUUCAGUAAUGGCAUCUUCAUCAAUGGAGGAUUAGAGGGAGGAGUUACCAACCUGCUCAAAACCCUGCAGGGCAGUAACCUCCAAGUUAUUUCUGUUAACAACUCUAUUAAUGUGAACUCGGUGGAUGUGCCCAACAGCGAUUUGAUGGCUACAAAUGGUGUGAUCCAUGUGGUGAAGAAUGUUCUCUAUCCUGCAGACCUUCCUGUGGGCCGCCAGGACUUCAUGGUCCUCCUGAAGAAGCUGAUUAAGUACAUCCAGAUAAGGUAUAUUUCUGGAUUUUCGUACAAGGAGAUCCCAGUCACAUUCUUCAAGAGAACCAUCACAACUACACAUUAUCAUGAAACAAUUCCUGAAACAAAGGUGACCAGAGUCAUUCAAGGAGAGCCUACCAUCACCAAGGUUACAAGAGUCAUUGAAGGAGAGCCUACAAUUACCAAGGUUACAAGAGUCAUUGAAGGAGAGCCAUCCAUCACCAAGGUUACAAGAGUCAUUGAAGGAGAGCCUUCCUUUACCAAGGUUACAAGAGUCAUUGAAGGGGAGCCAUCCAUCACCAAGGUUACAAGAGUCAUUGAAGGAGAGCCUUCCUUUACCAAGGUUACAAGAGUCAUUGAAGGGGAGCCAUCCAUCACCAAGGUUACAAGAGUCAUUGAAGGACACCCAUCCAUUACCAAGGUUACAAGAGUCAUCGAGACAGAACCUGCCAUCACUACGAUGAUCUUCAGUGGAGAAACCAGGAACACAGAAGUGACCCGGCUCAUCACGGGGGAGUCUUCAUCAACCAGGGUCUUUGAAGGACAGCCUAUCAUUACCAAGGUCACAAGAGUUAUCGAAGGUGGAGAACUUGAUGCACAAGGAAAGAUAAUUGAAGGUCAGUUUUUCACUCCGUUGAAGAGCAUGAUAGUCUAGAUCUCAGAAUAUUCAUGCAUUUUCUAACCACUCUUUUAACAAAUACAUCUGGGAUCUUGACCACAGCUAACUGACCAUUAUCAUCUAACCUGAAUGU
Molecule: messenger RNA, 2819 nt
Organism: Notothenia coriiceps (black rockcod)
Lineage: Eukaryota; Metazoa; Chordata; Actinopteri; Perciformes; Nototheniidae
Product: periostin-like
Exons: 19
Coding region: 119-2722 (867 amino acids)
Biological process (GO): extracellular matrix organization; cell adhesion
Cellular component (GO): extracellular matrix
Molecular function (GO): cell adhesion molecule binding
Source: RefSeq, a predicted model, not a curated record